AUAGUGUAGCCAGGCCUUAAGUUUCUUACAGAUUCCAUUCCAUUCAAUUUGCUUGAAGUUUGAUCAUAAUUCACCCACCAUGUUUUGGCAUCCAAUAUUUCUAAGUGUACUGGACAGUAAAAGCGGGUGCCUACAGGUGGUUUCAGAGUUCAGACUAUCUUAAAAUCUCCCUUCGUUAAAAUAACCAGGCAGAUUUGAGAUGACAUCUGGAAUGGCCUGUGGGCACCUGCCUUGCUUGCACUAGGUUUAUAGACAAGUCAAGUAUUGUGAGUCAAGAUGUUGGAGGAACCAGGCAUUGAGGAUCCUGAUGUAAUGAAGGAGGUUCCAUUGAAGCCGGGCAGGCCGGAGGAGCCGGACGGGGACGCGGCCGCCAGUCAGCUGGUGGUCGACAUCUCGGACGCCCUCAGUGAACGCGAGAAGGUCAAAUUCACCGUACACACCAAGACGACGCUGACGUGUUUCGCCAAGCCGGAGUUUUCCGUGGUCCGACAGCACGAGGAGUUCCGAUGGCUGCACAGUGCACUCGAGGAGAACGCAGACUACUGCGGCUUUAUCAUUCCUCCUGCGCCGCCCCGGCCCGACUUUGACGCCUCCCGAGAGAAGCUGCAGAAACUGGGCGACAGCGAGGGCAACAUGACCAAGGAGGAGUUCAACAAGAUGAAGCAGGAACUCGAACAGGAAUACUUGGCCACAUUCAAGAAGACGGUGGCGAUGCACGAGACGUUUUUGACGCGGCUGGCUGCACACCCGGUGUUCCGCCACGAUCACAACUUCAGAGUGUUUCUGGAGUACGACCAAGACCUGUCUGUCCGCGGUAAGAACCGUAAGGAGCGUCUGGAGGGUCUGAUGAAGUCGCUCUCCAAGACCACGGACGAGCUGUUGCUGCAGGCCACCCAGCGCGACGUGGAUGACUUCUUCGAGCACGAGAGGAGUUUCGUGCUCGUAUACCACGAGCAGAUCAAAGAGGCCACCCACCGCGCCGACCGCAUGACGCGCGCCAGAAAAAGCGUGGCCGACUCUUACAUCAAAGUAUCGGAUGCCGCCUCACAGCUGGGUACCAUCGAGUCGCAGCGACUGGACCGGUUCCUGCACAGCGUGGCAGAGCUGUUCGAGCGAGUCAGGAAAGCCGAGAACCGCGUGGCCUCUGACGAGGACCUGAAGCUGUCCGACCUGCUGCGGUACUACCAGCGGGACGCCACGGCCGUUAAGGCGCUGCUCUACCGCAGACUGAGGCUGCUCUCCGACUACGAGCAGGCUAACAAGUCACUGGAGAAGGCGCGCUCCCGCAACCGAGAGGUACACGCGGCCGAACUGGCACAACAGGCAGCCUGUGAACGCUUUGAGCAAAUCUCCACGAAGGCGAAGGAGGAGUUGACCAGUUUUAAGACGCGACGGGUAGCUGCCUUCAAGAAACACCUCGUUGAGCUAUCCGAGCUGGAAAUAAAGCAAGCCAAAUCCCAGGUGGAGCUCUUGCGAACAUCACUAGCGUUUCUGAAGGCGCUAUCUUAGCCGUCUGGACGGCCGACUGAUGUGCGGGCCGCCUAGACGUCAGUGCUGCUGACGUUGAUGAUGUCGGACGUUGGCGUCACCGCGUCAGUAAUGUGCAGUCGCGUCACUGACGUGGGCUAUCAGCAACAGGGUCGCCGCGAAACUCCUAACAAAGCGGUGCUGACAAACCACUCCCGUGUCGGCCACCUAUGUGUGCAGAUGCGCCGUCUCCUGAGUGAAGGUGGAGUAGAGUGUACGCGAGUGGCGCGACCGGCGACAAGGCCACUGUGCAGUCUCAUACAUCUGUGCAGCCUCAUACUAUGGGUCAGUCGACACGGCGUGGGAUGCUCGCCUGCCGGCUGAAUUCACGAGAGUGAAGUGGAAAUGAGUGUAGGGCGCCGUUGAAAGGCUUAGUUGGUGCCCUCCGGAGAGCCUACACAUGGAAGAGACGUGACCAACUCUGCCGCUCUUGGCAUCGCGUUUGCAACCAUUGAUAUCGUGUGAGGCGUGGCCUAGUGUCAGAUCUGGUGUCUUAGACAUUCCAUCUACUUUUUACCUUGGGCUGUGGCCGUCGAGUGCCCACUCUACCCGGCGUUGGCUGCUGGGACACUUGUCGUCGUUGUUGUAUACCUCUGUUACCCUGCACUCUACACAGCGACUUGCGGCGAAUGUUACGAAGAGCAUGACGUUGUUCGUUAAAACUCACGAUUAGAGAUGCCUUAGUUCGUGAUGACUUAUGUUGUUUGUAUGCUGGUUGCAACGCCCGCCAAAACGACGGGUGUGGGGAUUCGUAAAAUGCUGGGCUGUUUGCCAAGUACCACGCUGAUCAUGGUUUAUUAACAUUAAUUUUCCCGACAAAGUUAUAACUGUUAUUUGUGCUGGUUGAGCUCUGUUGGAAGAAUCGACCGCUUUAUAUAUAAUAUUUUACUUUUGCGGGAUGCAUGAUGGAUCCCGACUUUGUAGUAUUACUGUGCUAUUUACUUUUACAUUUUAGUGUAUGCUUAUAUAGCCAUGCAAGGUUUACCUUACCACUAAAUCGAUAAAAUGCUCCUCGAUGUGAUUUCUUUUGCCGUAUAUUGGGGUGUUUGACGUAUAUUCUGUAGUUUUUGUUGCAUUCUGAGCUGGCCCACAGCCCCUCCCUUUGUGCUGGCGUAACUUGAGAACAAGUUAUUGGAGACAAGUUAUGGAGGACAAGUUGUUGAGGUCGUUAUUGUGCGCAGUCUCCUCUGCUGGACGUCAUGAUAUUGCAUGACUUCCGAACCGACAAACAGAUGUAGUGUACCGUAUUGGACAAGUGACUUUCUCGGUAGCCGACCUUAUAAAGCUCACGCCGAUAAGUCGGCGCUGCACUAUCGUUAUUCAGUGUCGUUAUAAUGUGACGCAUGAUUUGAACGCUUUGAACAUAGCAAUGUUAAUGGAAAUAUAUGAAAGGCAAUGA
This is a messenger RNA of Amphibalanus amphitrite, 2926 nucleotides long. Its product is annotated as sorting nexin-32-like. Gene Ontology annotation, biological process: phagosome-lysosome fusion involved in apoptotic cell clearance. The coding region runs from base 277 to 1509 and encodes 410 amino acids. NCBI's taxonomy places the organism in Eukaryota, Metazoa, Arthropoda, Thecostraca, Balanomorpha, Balanidae. The record is from RefSeq and is a predicted model, not a curated record. Gene Ontology annotation, molecular function: phosphatidylinositol binding. The transcript is spliced from 12 exons.